Trypanosoma theileri is the source of this 1896-nucleotide messenger RNA. RefSeq lists its product as uncharacterized. The coding region runs from base 1 to 1896 and encodes 631 amino acids. The record is from RefSeq and is a predicted model, not a curated record. The transcript has a single exon. Lineage: Eukaryota; Euglenozoa; Kinetoplastea; Trypanosomatida; Trypanosomatidae.
AUGACUUCCAGUAACGUUCCUUUAAGUCUUGAUCAAAUCUACGCAUCCGAUGUUGGACUUUUUCUCUGUUGUCUGCUGAAUAUUGCGUGUAGAGUGAAGGUAUUCAUAUCCACAGCUACCGCAGAGAACAUGACGGUUAGUUCCCCAGUGAGUGAAAUGGAUGAAAUGUUCAUUGGUUCACCUUCUUUAGUUAAUCCUAAUACUAUGAAUACUAUGAAUACUACUACUACGAAUACAGCUACGAAUACGGUUACUGGAGGAGGUAGUAUUAUUAAUAAUAGUAAUAAUAAUAAUAUUGGUAGUAGUAGUGGUAGUAAUACUGUUAUUGUGAAUUCAGGAAUAGACACUACACUACAGAAGAAUAGUGUCUUGCGAAGGCCAUCUACUUGUAAUCUUGAUAUAAAUAUUCCUGUUAAUAGUAUACAUGUAUCUACGCUGGAUGGGACUGCGGCUCCUUCUUCUUCCUCUUCUCCGCUUCCUCCUCCUCCUCCCUCUCAGGUUAAUAAUAAUAUUAAUAAUAAUAAUAUUAAUAAUAAUAAUAAUAAUAAUAAUAAUAAUAAUAUUAAUAAUACGAGUGGAGUUGAUGCAGAUGAAUCCAAUCAGCGUUAUGGUGAAGAAGAAGUGGAUAGUGAGUUUUUAUAUGAAAAUGAUCCACUUAUACGUUUAUUAGCUUUACCAUUAACACUACGUAUAAUGGUGGCUGUGAAUUGGCUUUCCGUUAUUUCGAAUUGUCUCACUUAUUUUCUCCGACCCUCACAAGUCCUUUACGCUUUUCUUAUUUGUAGUUGUGAUAUGAUGCUUUAUGUUGUGGGAGAUCAAAUCUCAACUAGACGCCAUCAUAAUAAACGGAGUAUGUUAACAUCACCAAGUGUAAAUACAACAACUUCGUUAGAAUCUGAAUGUUGUUUACCACGAACAAUGGAAGAAGUUGUUGUCUCUACACAAACAGGAAUGCGAACCACUAUUAAUAAUACUAAUAUUAAUAAUAUUAAUACUGAUAUUAUGUAUGGACAAAGGUAUAAUGAGGAAAGUCAUCAUAAUAUAUUCAGCAUGAAUACAGAAACAACACGUCUUUCUCAUGAGGGAAGAGAAGGAUUACGGCGAGAAUCCAGAGUAAGAGAAAAUGAUUGGAGAUCUUUAGAAGGAACACGUCAUCUCAUGUCUACUGCUGCUGCUGCUGCUGCUGUUGGUAAUAAUAAUAAUAAUAAUAAUAAUAAUAAUAAUAAUAAUAAUAAUAAUAAUAAUAACAAUAAUGAUGAUGUUGGAACGGAACGGACAAGUGUGAGACUUUGGCGACAGGCACGUGCGGCCACUCAAGGCGGUGUUUUUCUUGUGAUAUUAAAUUUAUUACUUGUCUUUGCCCUUUUUAUUUUUCAUGUAAAUCAUUUAAUGUUUGGGACCGGCACUUUUACAGGAUAUUUGGCCAGUUGUGGAACCUUAUAUAUACUUGGAUGUGAUUUGGGAGUCUUAUCUCUCUUAUUUGAAUGGUAUCGGGCCCGGAAAGGUUUAACUUCCACUUCUACAACUGCAGCUUCAUCUACACUAUUGGCAAGUGAGAUGAUGAUGAUAAUAGAUACAAGUGGAUUAGAUACAAGUUCUCUUCCACCAUCGUAUGUUCUUUUAAAUCGUCGUUUGGGAAUUUAUUAUAUUAUGCAACAUAUCUUUUCAUUUGCGUGUUCGGCUCUUUACUUCUCUAUGCUCUUGGAAGAGGGAGAACCACUUUAUAGUACACAUGUGGAGUUUAUGCGGUGGUAUAUGAAUACGGUUGGACAGGGAUUAUUGGAUAUUGUGCGAUUGCUUGUUUUUUGGAAUUUAUUGCUGUUGAGUAGAGGCCGUGAGGGAAAACGGUUACAUCAUCAACUCUACGGAAUAGGGAAACUACACCGAUGGGAAUAG